UUCGCCGCCUUCAGGUUUUGCAUCUCCGAUCACUUUUCCGGCCACUUUCCCCAUCCGAACACAUACACAUACACUCCAUCUCUAUUUAUCGAUGCAGAUUCUUCAAUCUGAUACGCCUAUUUAUCUCUACUGAUCAACGUCGAACUCUUGAAUCAUCUGCUGAGACACAUUAUGUGCGCAGCAGAUUGAUUGCGACGCCAGCGUUUAUAUAUUUGGUUUUGAAAUUCGGUCUGUUUAUAUUAUUUGGGAAACGGUGAUACUUAUUGUAAAGACGAGGUGCUGGUUUGAAUGUUUUUCGGGUGGAAUAUAUCGAAGAGAUUGAAAUCCGUGAGUUCAAUUUCAUAUUACCUCUCCUGUUAGGAAAAAGGAAUCCAUACACAUUCUUCGUUUAGAUUCUUGAAGCAAUACGCUUGCGAUUUUUUGUCGUAAUAUCCAUCGGUCUGCUAGGGUUUUAGUAAAAUAGUUGAGCAGUGGUUCGUAGAGUCAAAUUCUGAAGGGAUGGCGUCGUACAGACCAUUCCCUCAACCACCACCACCACCUCAAUCAAAUUUUGGCCGGCCACCACCUCCGCUGCCCAAUCACACUACUCUUCCACCUCCACCACUUGCCCCUCCGCCCCAACCAAGAGGAAAUCAGUAUUCUCAGAAUUGGGGCUAUCCCAAUUCGAGUUUUCAACAGGGUAGUUAUGCGCCUCCACCAGGAACCUCUGUUCCCAAUCAACAACAACAACAAUUUGCAUCAUAUCCGCCCCCACCACCACCGGAGUCUUCAUAUCCACCACCACCACCGCCCCCUUCCCAGCCUGCACCACGGGGACAAAUGUAUUUCCCAUCUUCUCAGCAUGCUCAGUUACAUAAUCAGCCUAUACAACCACUGCUGCAACCGCCACCACCACCACCUCCACCUUCCUCUCCUCCGAGUUCUUCAGCGCCCCCGCCUCCUCCCCCACCACUACAACCACCAUCGCCUCCUCCACCUCCUACUACCGUUCCCACAAAAGAUCAAGCCAAGGAAAACAGACACGAAGGUUACAAAAGGCCUUCCAAUGACCCGGAGGCUUCUAAAUGGCGUAAUCCGUCGCAUUCCCAUCAUGCCGGUCCUUCUAGACAGCAUUCUAAGCCAUCCAGUUUACCUCCUGUGCCAGCAAGAAAAUCGAAUGGCGGUCCUCCUGGCAGGGUUGAGACUGAAGAAGAGAGGAGGUUGUUCAAGAAGAGAGAAAUGGAAAAGCAAAGGCAAGAAGAGAAACAUAGGCAGCAGUUGAAGGAGUCUCAGAAUAAAGUCCUCCAAAAGACCCAAAUUUUAUCUUCAGGGAUCAAGCCACAUGGUUCAGUUAGUGGCUCCCAUAUGGGUGAUAGGAGGGCUAACCCAUUUUUGAGUGGUGAAAGGAUUGAAAAUCGAUUGAAGAAGCCGACAACCUUUCUUUGCAAGCUGAAAUUCCGGGAUGAGUUACCGGAUUCGACAUCCCAACCAAAGCUUCUGUCUAUAAGGAGAGACAAAUAUCGAGCUGCUAGGUAUUCCGUCACUUCAUUGGAGAAGGUGCACAAGCCUCAAUUGUAUGUCGAGCCAGACCUUGGGAUACCGCUUGACCUACUUGAUCUCAGUGUAUACAAUGCUCCCAAAGAUGAAAUACUACAUGUUGCUCCUGAAGAUGAGAGGCUGCUGCAGGAGGAUGUCUCUGUGACCCCGAUAAAAAAAGACGGGUUAAAGAGGAAGGAACGCCCUACGGAUAAAGGUGUUUCUUGGCUGGUCAAGACGCAAUAUAUAUCUCCUCUUAGCAUGGAGGCAACAAGACAGUCUUUGACUGAAAAACAAGCAAAAGAUUUACGGGAAAGACGCGGGAACAACAUACUAGAUAACCUCAAUAGUAGGGAAAGGAAAAUUCAGGACAUUCAGGCUUCAUUUGAGGCUUGCAAGUCACAUCCUGUUCAUGCAACUAACAAAAAACUACAGCCUGUUGAGAUUUUGCCAUUAUUUCCUGAUUUUGAACGGUGGGAUGAUCAAUUUGUUGUUGCGACCUUUGAUGGUCCUCCUACCGUAGAUUCAGAAAGCUACAAUAAAAUGGACAAAUCCGUUAGAGAUGCUCAUGAAGCUCAGGCCAUUAUGAAAAGCUUUGUGGCAAGCACCUCGGACUCGGCUAAACCUGACAAAUUUUUGGGUUACAUGGUACCUUCCGUCGGUGAGCUGUCAAAGGAUAUAUCCGAUGAAAGUGAAGAUAUUUCUUACACGUGGGUUCGUGAAUAUCGUUGGGAUGUGCGGGGUGAGGAUGUGGAUGAUCCUACGAGUUUCCUUGUUGCAUUUGAUGAAUCAGAGGCUCGUUACAAUCCACUGCCAACAAAGCUGAUUCUAAGGAAAAAGAGAUCGAGGGAAGGAAAAACAGGCGACGAGGUUGAACAUUUCCCUGUACCUGCAAGUAUCACGGUGAGGCAAAGAUCAAAUGUCUUGGUUAAGAUGAAGGAAUCCGAGGGGGGUUCGAGAGGGAGAAGUUCAAAUGGUAGACGACAUGAUGGGAAUAUGGAGAUGGAAGAUAUGGAUCUUCAAUCCAGUGGUGCUGAAUACGAUAUGUCUGAUUGAUUAUGAUCCAAGGGUAAUUCUGGAAAUAUGCAAAACAAAACAGAAUCAGAUUUGGCAAAAGGACUGGUCUUGAUUGGUUCAAAGCAGCAUCAAAAAGCGGUCUCGAUGCUCCUAAUUAUGCGGUUUUGAUCUUGGAUGAAAGGUGAAGGCUUGAUUCAGGUCAGGUCAGGUCCAGUGAGCACAUCUACAACUGGUGAUGGGAUUGAGGUUUAUUUGGUUACAGAAACUUUUCAUGAAUUUAAUUAUGAAAAGAGGCAUCUUGGUGUAGGUGUGAAGUUUAUCAGUUUAGAGAUUAGUUUAUGCUUUUUUCUAUCCCCUCUUUCAAGGAAUAUCUCUAUCUCUAUUUUAAAGGAGAGUUCAGCAUAUAUUUCUAAAAUAACCGUUGUUAAAGAUGCUCUCAAGUAGCAAACAUAGUGAUAGGUGUGCUAGCAUGAUCGACUUUUUAACCACUUUUUAGUCAUUAAAACUAACCAACUGAUUAAUUGCUUUAAAUGUGAUGUUUGUAACAUUAGUUAGUAGAUAAUUUUAUCAAUUAAUAUCCAUAAAAAUGUCAACCCUCUCUUCUCCAACCUCUAACCCUAAGGGGAAAGGAGGUGAAACUGACUGAAAUUGUUAAAUCUCUCCAAGCCAGUUCGGAGAUUGACCUGAAAAUGUCUCGCUUUCUUAAACGUUUGGUUCCUGAGUUGUAGACAAUAACUGCAGCAAUCGACAAAACAAAGGGGUUGUUUACC
Messenger RNA from Cynara cardunculus var. scolymus (artichoke), 3302 nucleotides. RefSeq names its product protein PAF1 homolog. The transcript is spliced from 14 exons. Gene Ontology annotation, biological process: transcription elongation by RNA polymerase II. Gene Ontology annotation, molecular function: RNA polymerase II complex binding; chromatin binding. Gene Ontology annotation, cellular component: Cdc73/Paf1 complex. Bases 499 to 2571 code for a protein of 690 amino acids. NCBI's taxonomy places the organism in Eukaryota, Viridiplantae, Streptophyta, Magnoliopsida, Asterales, Asteraceae. The record is from RefSeq and is a predicted model, not a curated record.